AUGGAAGCAACAAACAAGAAAGAUUUCGAAACAGUACAGCUUCUUCUGGACGCUGGCGCAGAUCCCAAUGCGACUGAUGAUCAGCCUGAAUUUGAAGUCUACCCGGAUCAUGAGCCCAGAAUGCCUCUCUUAAUCGCCGCGAAAUCCAAAAAUGAGACAAUGGUGCGGCUACUUCUACGGAAUGGAAAGAGUAUCUAG
Messenger RNA from Penicillium waksmanii, 198 nucleotides. RefSeq lists its product as uncharacterized. NCBI's taxonomy places the organism in Eukaryota, Fungi, Ascomycota, Eurotiomycetes, Eurotiales, Aspergillaceae. Bases 1 to 198 code for a protein of 65 amino acids. The record is from RefSeq and is a predicted model, not a curated record. Gene Ontology annotation, molecular function: protein binding. The transcript has a single exon.